UGCGCGAUCUUCUUGCCUAUACACACAAAUCAAUCUAUACAGAGAUCAAACUUUGGAAUCCUCCGAUAUUUAAAUUAGCUGUAUACGAGCAUUACAGGCAACGGUCAGUUAAUUCACUAGUUGCAGAUCGGCCAUAUGCGCCACUCGAAUACCCGAUCCGAAUAGGCUCUAUUUUACAACCCGACCCGAAUAGGCUUUGGUUUACAGCCCGACCCGGAUGCUAUAGUAAAUAGGCUACCUCCACGGACUAGAUUUAUUGAAAAAGCGAAAAACGGAGGAAAAUAUCUUCACUAUCUUCUUGCAAAACCACCUAUUCGAAUCUUACUACCAUGGCAUCAGAUGCAGACACCCAGCCUCGGCCACGAGAGACAGUCAAAAUUCUCUACGACUACGAGCUGACCAAUGCGCCGGGAAAAUCUCUGAUUGCUCUUGAAGUCUCAUUCCCUCCCAACGGCUUUACUCCUCCACAUCGCCAUGCGGGUGCAACAGUCGUGGCCAUUGUCACAGAAGGCGAGAUUCUCAGCGGUAUGAAUGGUAACCCUCCGCAGGUAUACAACGUGGGCGAAUCGUUUCGCGAACUACCUGGCUGUCACCAUACUGUAGGCGAAAAUAACAGCACCGAGCGGCCCGCAAAGUUGGUUGCAACGUUUGUUGUUGAUACGUCUGUAGUCGAGAAGGGCGGCUACGAAGCUCUGACCCAGCUAGACCAAGACUAGUGAUAGAAACCCUUUAUGGGUUCUCAAGGCUAUUCUAAUAUCACACAGUGAAACUACUAGUUGAACUGAGUGGGUUGAGUCCUCCAACCGAGUCAGUUGGAUACAGAACCAGUCCAGUUAACGCUCCAUCCAGUUGAGUUAUGGAUGCCACUCAGUUGGACUGUCAGUUGGACUGGAUUACUAUAUUUAGCUACCGAUAGUAUUUGCUGACCCUUAAAAAGAGUUGCCUGUAAAAUAUGCUCGCUUCUAUCUUUUUAUAAUAGUGUAUUUUUCUGAAUAUAAUCACUUUACACUUCGC
Messenger RNA from [Torrubiella] hemipterigena, 1014 nucleotides. The record is from the annotation of a GenBank genome assembly. Lineage: Eukaryota; Fungi; Ascomycota; Sordariomycetes; Hypocreales; Clavicipitaceae.